GGAGUACGGAUUCAUUUAACCUCUUCCCCAUAAUUGUUUUUCUAAUUUAAUGGUUGAGUUGUUGUUUAGUGAGUUCAGCGUUCACCAACAGAAGCACAGAAGCAAAAGAUUACUGCACGGAUAAAGUCAAAAGUCGGAAUGGUUUUUCCUCUGAUCAAUCUGUGAAGAAUCAAUCUUCAUUGAAAUUUUAGGAAUCGAGGAAGGAAGGGUGAGGGUUAGGGUAAGGGUAAGGGCUGAGCAUAGAAAAAGUCAAUUCAAAUGCCGGAAGAGGAUUUGGUUGACAUCAAGUUUAGGUUGUACGAUGGCUCCGAUAUCGGACCCUUCAGGUACUCAUCCGCCGCUACUGUCGAUAUGCUUAAGCAGAGGAUUGUCUCGGAUUGGCCCAAAGGUAAAACGAUCGUGCCAAAGUCAGCUAAUGAAGUGAAAUUGAUUAAUUCUGGUCAAAUCUUGGAAAACAACAAGACUGUUGGUCAAUGUAAAGUACUAUUUGGUGAGAUUGCAGGAAAUAUUAUAAUAAUGCAUGUUGUUGUACAGCCAUCUCUAGCAAAAACUAAAGCUGAGCACGUAUCAGAACCAAUUUCCACGAGUUUGCAGCUGGAUCUGCAUGAUGAUGACAUGGCUUACUAAUACUCUUAUGCUCAGUGGAACUGUGGGACACUAAUAGAUUAAUAAGGUUAGCCAGCACUCUGUGGAGGUUUCAUUGUAGGUUUGAUUGUCAAUCCAUGUGUCUUAUCAUUACUCCAUUGCUUCGUAUUGGGAAGCUAACCCUUAAGCAGGACUUGUUUUGAAUAAUAACACCUCAUACCCCCUAAGACAUGUACAACACAUGUUUAGUAUUGUUCUGUUGCGGGGUGCAUCAAUUGUCUCGGAGACUGGUGAGUUAAGUUACAAUCGAAUUGUAACAUUUGGGUUGCUAUGCUCUUAAGUAGAAAGAGUUGUAUCUUGAUUAUUGACUAUUACUUUUGAUCUAGUGAUAAGUGUUCAAUCCAAUAAUUGGUAUAAUAUAUAGGUUGAUUCCUAGUGGCACAAUUAUUUAGGGAAAAAUUGUUUCGAGUUGCACAAUUAUAAUAUGACAUAAGCAAGUAGGUUGACUCACAAUCUAACCGUUUAAUUUCUAAUAGGACAAUUGUUGAAGGAGAGAUCGUUUCAAGUUGUAUCAAUUAUCCAAUGCCAAAAGUGGGUCAAGUCACCGUACAAUUAGCUAUAUAGCGGCCAAGUCAUAACAUGUUCUGCCAUUACGUGUUCAAUUUAAAUAAUUUUUUCUUCUUUUUAGCUUGAACAUCGAAGUGAAUAUUUCCAUCGAGCAAGAUAAUGUUUUCUAAUGAAAAUUAAUUAUUUUUAACAUUUAGAAAAGUCAGCUUAAACAUAAUGUAAAAUAUUAAAAAUAGUUUCUUAGUACUGUUUUCCCUUGGUCGUUAUCAUUACAAGAUGGCAAGUUUAAUAAAUUGUUUUAAAAAAGAUGAAUAUUAUUUUCUUGAUGAUACAGUUCUUUGCUUUUGGGUAAAGACGUGGUGCUUACCGUGUAAAAUAGUGAACAAUUUUACUUUAUUGUGAAGCUUAUUAUUAGAAAAAGGUGAACGUACAAAUCUUGAUUACUAUAGAUUUUGUCAUUUUACUUGUGUGUGGUUGGUGUCGGUGGUCUUGUAUUUCAGAGAUUCUUUAGAUUGCAAGACACUUGGGAUUCAAACAUAAGGAUCCCUCUUUCUUCACCUCCACAAUUUUCUUGUAUUAUCUCUCAUUCAUUCGGAAAUAUAGGUUUUUUGGAAUACAAUUUCUGCACUCAGUAAUAGGCUUUUGGAAUGUAUGUUUUACACUCCAUAAAGUAUAUUCCAGAAUUAGAGGGAAGUGUCACAAAACCGUGGAGGAAGAAAUAUCCGAAACACAAAGUGGAGGGUAUUAUGAUACAGUAAUAGUAAUGAUUGUUUAAGGAGAUACCUAGGUUAGACAGCAGGUGAAGAGUCUACCCACAGACAUUGAAGCAUAUUUCCAGCUUUGAAGACUAAGUUUUUUUUGCACCAGUUAUUCUGUACCUUUUAUCUGAAAGUUGAAUAAACAAUACAGUUUGAUAUUUCCAUUUCUGCUCCUAUUUUAACAGAAAAGAAGGUGGAUGAUUCACCCAAGAAGCCUGUCUGUUCUUGUUCUAUAUUAUGAAGACAGUUUGUAAGUUGGAGAUCAAGAGUUUCCUAUCCUUGAAAGUGUUAUUUUAAUAUAGAUUCCCAAACAUGAUUUUCUUAAAAUUGAAAAUACUUGUUUAUAUAAGAAACUUUUUAUAAUUUAAAGGAAUCCAUGUUUCUGGAAUACAUAUUAAAAUAAUACUUUUGUUAAUAUAAGGUACUUUGGUGAAAGCUGUCAUUGUAUAUACCCUUAUCGAUCAUCAAUGGCUUGAAUCGUAGAAAUCAUCUCUGCCGGAACAAACUCCUUUUUCAGCUUCCUUUGUGUAAAUUACACAUAUAUAUAUAUAUUAAGGUUGCGUUUGGAAUGUGUAUUUUAGAAUUGUAAAGAAAUUUAGAUUUUAA
This is a messenger RNA of Vigna unguiculata (cowpea), 2516 nucleotides long. RefSeq names its product membrane-anchored ubiquitin-fold protein 3-like. Lineage: Eukaryota; Viridiplantae; Streptophyta; Magnoliopsida; Fabales; Fabaceae. Gene Ontology annotation, molecular function: protein binding. The record is from RefSeq and is a predicted model, not a curated record.